GUCCGCAGGCGGGGGAGGGGCCGCGCGCUCCCCGGGCCGGGGCUGGGGUCGGGCCGGGGUCGGCGGCUCCCGACUCCCUGGAGGGCGGCCCCAGGACGGAGAGAGCGGGAGGCCGGAGGGCCCCAGCGGCGGCCGGGCGACGGCGCGGAGCAGGCUUUGCCCACGCGGUGGCCCCGGCUGAUCCCGGGCGCCCGGUCCUCGCGGCGCAGCGCCCACGGGGUCGGUGGCGGGGGCGGCGCCCGGGCCGGCCAUGAGCUCGCCGCCGCCCGCCCGCAGGGGCUUCUACCGCCAGGAGGUGACCAAGACGGCCUGGGAGGUGCGCGCCGUGUACCAGGACCUGCAGCCCGUGGGCUCGGGCGCCUACGGCGCGGUGUGCUCGGCCGUGGACAGCCGCACUGGCGCCAAGGUGGCCAUCAAGAAGCUGUACCGGCCCUUCCAGUCGGAGCUGUACGCCAAGCGCGCCUACCGCGAGCUGCGUCUCCUCAAGCACAUGCGCCACGAGAACGUCAUCGGGCUGCUGGAUGUGUUCACUCCUGAUGAAACCCUGGAUGAUUUCACAGACUUUUACCUGGUGAUGCCGUUCAUGGGGACUGACCUGGGCAAGCUCAUGAAGCACGAGAAGCUGAGUGAGGACCGAAUCCAGUUCCUCGUCUACCAGAUGCUGAAGGGGCUAAAGUAUAUCCAUGCUGCUGGCAUCAUCCACAGGGACCUGAAGCCCGGCAAUCUGGCGGUGAACGAGGACUGUGAGCUGAAGAUCCUGGACUUUGGCCUGGCGAGGCAGGCCGACAGCGAGAUGACCGGGUAUGUGGUGACCCGGUGGUACCGGGCACCUGAGGUCAUCUUGAAUUGGACGCGCUACACGCAGACAGUGGACAUCUGGUCGGCGGGCUGCAUCAUGGCAGAGAUGAUCACAGGGAAGACGCUGUUCAAGGGCAGUGACCACCUGGACCAGCUGAAGGAGAUCAUGAAGGUGACCGGGACGCCUCCUGCCGAGUUUGUUCAGAGGCUGCAGAGUGCCGAUGCGAAGAACUACAUGAAGGGCCUCCCCGAGCUGGAGAAGAAGGAUUUUGCCUCCAUCCUGACUAAUGCAAGCCCUCUGGCCCUCCCUGUAGCCGUGAACCUUCUGGAGAAAAUGCUGGUGCUGGAUGCAGAGCGGCGGGUGACUGCGGCUGAGGCGCUGACCCACCCCUACUUCGAGUCACUACAGGACACGGAGGACGAGCCCACGGCCCAGAAGUACGACGAGUCCUUUGAUGAUAUGGAUCACACGCUGGACGACUGGAAGCGUGUCACAUAUAAAGAAGUGCUCAGCUUCAAGCCUCCCCGGCAGCUGGGGACCAAGGUCUCCAAGGAGACGGCUCUGUGAAGACCCGUGGGCCCUGAGAGGUGGUGAGGAUGCCUUGGGGAUCCUGGCUGGGGCUCCUACCUGGAAGGGCAAUCCUAACGAUCACUGUGACUUGGCUGAGGCUUAUGUCCCAGGAGACCUCGGGUUCCACGGAUGCCCCCACCCGCCCAAGGCUGUUACCUCGCUCUCAAGGUUUCCACUUCAGUCUAAACUUGGGGGAACAUCUGGACCUUCUGGACAGGAUGUCAGACUGAUUGGGGACUGGCCUCUGACUCCCUGAGCGGUGGUCCCCUCCCCCAGGUGCAACAACAAGCCUCAGAGCCUGUGUGGAGCUGGGGGGUGAGGCUUGGGGUCAAGGCCUGGCCUCUGACCUUGCCUGCUCCAGCCCCUGCUGAAGCCCAGCUGAAACAGCUGAGAAAGGACAGGGCGGGCGCACAGUGCCUACUCAGGGAUGUCUGUCCUGGGGGGUGUGGCUGUGGACUCCCCUGCACCCCCAGCCCAGAAUGGGCCCACACAGCUGGAAGGAAUAAACCCUUUUGUAGAGAGCGCACUUUGGCUUUUCCAA
Messenger RNA from Mustela erminea (ermine), 1910 nucleotides. It is a transcript of the gene MAPK12, whose product is annotated as mitogen-activated protein kinase 12. Gene Ontology annotation, biological process: MAPK cascade; protein phosphorylation. Bases 251 to 1366 code for a protein of 371 amino acids. NCBI's taxonomy places the organism in Eukaryota, Metazoa, Chordata, Mammalia, Carnivora, Mustelidae. The record is from RefSeq and is a predicted model, not a curated record. Gene Ontology annotation, cellular component: cytoplasm; nucleus. The transcript is spliced from 12 exons. Gene Ontology annotation, molecular function: ATP binding; MAP kinase activity.